AUGGUGCUCGGGAUCAAGUGGAUGCAGGGCAAGCAUCACGGGCACGCGCUCCUGGACGAGGACGGCGACCUGGACACGGAAUACAUCGACGACGAGGACGCCAAGACGGAGAAGCAGCUCGCGCGCGAGCGCGAGCGCGCGGACCGUCAAAAUAACGGGGCUGACGAAUUCGCGUCCGGGCCGCCGUCGUUCGCGUCCGACGCGUCGCACGACGCGAUGGGUUCCCCCGGGCCCAAGUCCCCGAGCGAUCACGCCGCGCGGAAGUGGCUCCGGAAGACGCAGUCGCGCCGCGGCGCGUCCAAAUCCUUCUCCCAGCCCGCGAUCUCGUACGCGGAACAGAUGCGACUCGAAGCGCUCCAAGAGUACCAAUCGCGACUCGCGGAGCCGAUGAAGCUGGACAACGAGACGCUCAUAUCCUUCGCGUCCAGAGUCGUCAUCGAGCUCGAGAUGCGGCCGUACAAGACGAUCAAGACGCUGCACAGCAAGACGUUCACGGGCGCCGAUUUCAUCGAGUGGAGCAUGACGCAGCCGGAGGUUCGAGAUCAGUGCGACGCGCUCUUCAUCGGCAACGAGCUCAUGUCCAGAGGCAUCUUCUUGCCCGUGUCCUACGGCGCCACGGAGGCGCUGUUCUACUCCCCGACGUUCAAGUCGAGCAGCGGCGUGAUGCGCCUCGUGUGCAAGAAGAAGGCGCAGAUCGUCGCCGCCGUGCUCGGCGCCGACCUGGACACGAUCGGCGAUCUCAGCUCGAAGAGGGAUUCCAACGCGUCGUCCCCGGGCGCGGGGAACUCCGCGUCGUCGUCGCCGCGGCACGGCGAGCUCAGCCGCGACGGCUCGGGGAAGAUCGACGUCGGCGACGUCAGGCGGACCGCGAGCGACCCGACCAGCGGGUCUUCGUCUUCGUCGCCGGCGGCGGCGGGCGGCGCCGGCGGCGAAUCGAAAUUUAAACUGAGACGAUGCCCCACCGUGGACGAGCGACGCGGGAACGUCUCGAGCCUCAAGGCGGUGCCCGAGGGACGGAUACUGAGGAAGUUCACGAACGCCGUCGGCGGCGGGAUCAACCGCCGCGUGUUAUCCACGAGGGCCAAGUUCGCCGCGAUCGCGCGACCGAUUCACGGGUACCUUCACACGCGUCUCGGACCGCACGUGCUGUUCGCGGCGCUGCUUCCGUUUCUUCUCCUCUGCGUCUUCCACGCGACGACGCUCGCCGCGGUCGCGGUGUUCUGGGGCGCGUCGCACGUCGCGGACGUGGACUGGAAGCAACGGAGGGACUUGGAGCGCCGCGUCCGCGCGGAGGAGCUCAAGAAGUUUCAAGGGAAGCGCGGCAACGUGAAGGUGUAUCCGGACGGCAGCGAGAGCGCGGACUGGUGGAGUUGCGUCCUGCAGUCCUUCUGGGACGGCUGGCUCGAGAUGUGGCUGAACCGGCUGCUCACGAACAUCCUCACGGACGUCCUCGAGCGCGUGAAGCCGUCGUACUUGGAGAGUUUGAAGAUCACGGAGUUUAAGCUCGGGUCGAACGCGCCCACGGUGAAGACGUCGCGGCUGUUCCCCGGGCCGGACGGGGAGACCAUCUUGGAGUGGGACAUCGUGUGGCAGACCGAGGAGAUGAGGCGCGUUCUAUCUCACACCGGUCCCCAUACGACCGCGUCGGCGUGGUGA
Molecule: messenger RNA, 1656 nt
Organism: Micromonas pusilla CCMP1545
Lineage: Eukaryota; Viridiplantae; Chlorophyta; Mamiellophyceae; Mamiellales; Mamiellaceae
Exons: 1
Coding region: 1-1656 (551 amino acids)
Biological process (GO): intracellular signal transduction
Molecular function (GO): lipid binding
Source: RefSeq, a predicted model, not a curated record